AUGGAAGACCCUCGGAAAAAAUUAAUAAUUAAUAUUUCAAGUAAUUUUAAUAUUCAAGUUGAUAAUGAUAAUGAAGGUUCUAUUAUCAGUUUUCAUAAAGCUAAAAAUACAACAAUUACAGAAGAAAAUAUACGAGAUAUGAUUAGUAUCAAUUAUUUUAAAGGAAAACCAGCUUUUGCAUUGUACACCGUCCUACAAAAUAUAUUUACACCUAUGAUAUUUCAGAAUAAACAUACAAUCGAGCCAUCAGUUCAAGAACAAAUUUUACAAUUACAAAAUACAUUGCGUGCAUCGUUUUUUAAUAAUGCUGAAAAAAGUGAAAAUUUUGAUGAAUCAGCAGUCGGAUUAGAUGUGGUACUAAAAAUUGAACAUGAAGUCGAAUAUUGGGACAAUAUAUCGAAACAUGGAAAAAGAAGUCGUGAAAGAGAUAUGGGACAUACUUUCAGGGACAUUCUACAGAAAUUGGCAGAUGACUUUGGAAAUAUAGAUUCACUUCAUUUUCUGGAUGUGGAAGAUGUAUUAGAAAAUACUCAAACAAUUUUUGAUGAUUUGUGGCGACAUGAACGGUAUACAUAUUCUCAACCAAGAAUGCAACAUUUGCUAUCGUUAAUUGCAAGUCAAAUUGUUCAAUACAUAGAAAAGCAAUUCACUGAUAUCGAUGUUUGGCAGAAUACAAAUCAAAGUGAAACAUUCACUUUGCUAGAAAAUAGCGUUGCAUUAACAAAACGUUGGAUUGAAAUAUGUACAAGCUUAACAAAAUUAUUCUGGCCAAAUCAUGCAUUGCAUCCAUGGAUCGGCGAGCCAUUUGUACCAUCAACUAUUAUCCGUUUUCAAGAUCGAUUAGAAGAGAUGUUACACAUAAAAACUACACAUCGGCAGUUAUUAAAACUUCUAUCACAAAAUGAAAAAGAAGACUUAGAACCAAAUGAACUAUUUAAACCAUUUAAAAAUAUUUACCCUUUACAAUACAAUUCUUAUACGGAACCUGAAUGGAGAACUGCGGUUUUGAAAUUUGAAAGAGCUUUACAUCCAAUAGAAGAACGUGUUGGAGCUAAAUUAAAGCAUCAAUUAAGCAGUAAUCACUCUAACAUACGUCAAUUGUUACACGAUUAUCUAAGGUAUGGCGAAUUAAUAUCACGGCCAACGGUCAAACAAAUUUUAUUAAACGAACGUGAACAAUUAUUAGCGUCGUUGGGUGAUUAUUUACAAGAAAUAACUAUGUCCCAACAAAAUUCAGGAAAUAAUGUUAUUAUGAACGAUACACCACAAAUUGUGCAAGAUAUUUCACAUUUAAGGCAGUUAGAAUCGCGAGUGAAAGAAGUUAAAAAAGUCAGUGAACAAAUUCUUACUGAUUUAAAAAAUUUUGAUGCAUUUAUUAAUACAGUGAAUGGGUUAUUGUAUAAUUUAAAACAACAGCAUAGUGAUAUGUUCGAUUCAUGGAUUCGUCAAACCACAAAAAAUAUUGAAAACCAAACAUUAAUGUUGAAAGAAAACGAACCGGUAGUCGAAUUUUCAAAAACAAAAUUGAUGCGCGUAAAUUAUUCGUCAAAAUUAGUAGUUCUAAUUCGAGAAGUAAGGCAAUUAUCUGCAUUGAAUUAUAGAAUUCCAAAUCAUAUUCAAGAAGUAGCUGAUCGUGCGAAAAAAUUUAUGAGUUAUGCAAAGAUUUUGGAACAGGUUGCUAAUUUCCACAAUACUGUUGGGGAUCGAAUGAUUGCUUCACAACGUCCAAUGAUGUUGGCUGGUGCUAUGAAUUUGGCUAAAUUGGUACAGGAUGAAUCGACGGUAACAUGGUCUGAUGAAGAAAAUGUUAAAUUGUACAUUAAUAAAUUACACACUGCUGUAGAUCGUUUAUCAAGGGAAAAUAACGAAUUAGCAGCAUAUCAUGGUCAACUUGGCCAAAAAGUUUCUGAAUUGUUGGAAACAGAUUUAAUACGAUAUCAGCAUAAGUGGAAAGAUGGUGUAAAUUUUAUGCGUGAAAUAAUGGAUAACCUUGCAUCUAAAGGGUUUACAAAUAUGCAAGCAUGGAAACAUCAUUGGAACCAAGAAUUGGCUAAAGCACUAGAAUAUCAAUAUCAAUUAGGUUUGGAUCAAAUACAUCAUCAUUUACCAGAAAUCAAAGCUGAUUUGAUUAUGCGAUCUGGGAAAGUGCAAUUUAAUCCACCAAUAGAGGAAUUGCGUAUGAAGUAUUAUAAUCAAUUACGACGAUAUUUGUCAAUUCCACUAUAUUUUAGAGGUGUUUCAGAUGAAGGUUCAAAAUCAGUAUUUACAGAUAUCAUUGAUAGGAGUUCUGAUAAGUUUACAAUGGUUUAUGUAAAGGCUGAAGAAUUAAUGGAUGAGCUAAAUGAAUUGACUAAGAAAUGGAGUCCUUGGUUAUCUUUGGGUAGUGUGGACUUGGAUGAACUUGCAGAAACACAUUUAAAAACAUGGAAUGAUUGGGAUGCAAACUUUCGUGAAUCAAAGUCAUUUGGACAACAAAUAGCAAAACUAUCGAGCUGGGAAGAACAUGUUGGUUACUUCACAAUAUCAUUAGGAUUAGCUAGAUCCGACAUGGAAGCACAUAAUCGACGUUAUUGGUCGACUUUGGUUUCGUCAUUACAAGCAUCAAUUAUUCGUGAUGUUAGCGUUAUUGAACGAUUUAUUGUAACAGCAACAGGCAAUUUAACAAAACAACCUCGAACACCAGAUGAUAUAGCCGAAGUACAUGCAGCACACGCCGAAGUUAUGGUCCAAACGCCAGAGAUGACAAAAAUGUAUAACGAUCUUCUGCAUCGGAAUAAAAUUUUGGCUAACUGGAGCAAAGAUCGUGUUGAAUCCGUUAUUCGUUUACAAGGUCCAUGGGAACAUUUACAAUCAUUGUUGUCUAAUCAUAAACAGUUAAUAGAAAAACAAUUGGAAGGCAUUAAAGGCAGUAUAGCAGGUGCAGGAAAAAGUCUAAGUGAUGAAGUCGAUCGAUGGUAUAUUAGAUGGGAAGAAAUAAAACCUAAGCCACAUUCACAAAAUAUAAGUGAGCUAUUGAAAGGUUUGAAAAUGAUAAAAGAACAACGUAACAUAUGGGAUGGAUUUCUUCAGCAAAAAGAAAAACUCGAGACUAAUUGCAGUCGGUUUGGAGUAGAUCAACCUGAUUUUAUUGCUUUUAAGCAAAUGCAAGAAGAACUAGAUUCUGAAGAAAAAAAAUGGUCCAUUGUAGAAGAUUUUAAUAAUGAAUUACAAAAAAUUCAAGAUGAAGAUUGGAUUGUAUUUCGCAAGCAAUUGUAUAAAUUGAAUGAUUUUAUCACUCAAUGGGAGGAAACAUUAUUACAUUUAACACAAAAUCCAUUAUCGACGUGCUUACUGCAGGAAAUUCAAAAAUAUAAGAAUGCUUUGCCGACUUUAAAAUUAUUAAAAGGAGAAGAUUUCACAGAGAGACAUUGGACAGAAGUUUUUAACUUAUUAAAUAUUCAAACUCGUCCUAUUGACUUAGUAACUGUUAGUCAUUUCCUGAACGUUGCAAAUCUUUUAUCUGAGCCUAACGUGGUGGGAUACCUCCAGAAUUUAAAUAAAAAAGCUGCUAGUGAAAUUGUGGUUCGGCAAGCGCUAGGAGAACUUGAAAGUUGGGAAGUACAAGCACGUUUUAUUUUGGUAUCACAUGUAGAUUCAAAUGGGAAGGAAAUUAUGCUGAUCAAAGACUUCAAGGAAGUAGCUAACACAAUUGGUGAUAAUCAAUGCCUUCUACAAUCUGUGAAAACUUCAACUGAUUAUGAAAGUUUUUCCGAACGUGGAUCUUUGUGGGAAACAAGACUAGCAGAUCUUGAUUAUUUCAUUAACAUGCUUGGAUUAGUACAACAUAAGUGGAUCUACUUGGAACCUAUUUUUAGUAGAGGCACACUACGCCAAGAACAAGCACGAUUCCAAAGAAUUGAUCGUGAAUUUCGAUCUAUUUUCAAUUCUAUAAAUCAAGAUUCAAGAGUAGCUGCAUUAUUACGUAUUCCAGAUUUAAAAAAAAUAUUGAAUAUGCUUUUGGACCAAUUAAAUAGGUGCCAAGCCAGUUUAAACAAUUAUUUGAUCGAAAAACGUUCUAAAUUUCCAAGAUUUUUGUUUUUAUCUGAUGAUGAUUUAUUAGAAAUAUUGGGCCAAUCUACACAUGAAGAUAUUAUCCAAUUACAUUUAAAGAAGAUAUUCGCUGGUAUUCAUAGUGUUGAAAUUAAAGAUGGUCUAGAUAUUCAAGAUAAACGUAUUAUAGCUAUGAAAUCAUUAAAUGGAGAAAUUGUACCACUUAAAAACAGCAUUAAUAUUAUGAAACCUGUAGAGGAUUGGCUUCAAGAACUCGUCAACGAAAUGCAAUCCACUUUGAAGAGUCUAAUCAAUGAAUGUUUGUUUGAAACUAAAGACAAUAGCAACACUUCAGGCGCUGAUCCUUUAAAAUAUCCAUCACAAAUUCUGUGUUUAUCUGCAAACGUUCAUUUUACAAAGCGAGUCGAAGAAGCAAUUGUCACAAAUAAAAAUGAAAGUGAAUUCAAUAUUUUGGAAUUAAAGUUAAAAGCUUUGUUAAUGGAUUUAACUCAUCAUUUGGCUAUCGUUGCAGAGUUAAUUGAAAAUAAUGUCACAAAAUUACAAAAUUGGUUUUGGUUUAAGCAAUUAAGAUUUUAUGAAGAUAAAAAAAGUGUCAUUAAAGUUUGCAUGGGAGUCGCCGAGUUCGAGUAUUCAUUUGAAUAUUUGGGUAAUGCAGGAAAAUUGGUACAAACACCUUUAACUGAUAAAUGCUUUCUCACGCUAACACAGGGUAUGUGUAUUGGAUUGGGUGGUAAUCCUUAUGGACCUGCUGGAACAGGUAAAACGGAAUCAGUUAAAGAUCUUGGUGGAUUAUUAGGUCGUCAAGUAUUAGUAUUCAAUUGUGAUGAGGGAAUUGAUGCAAAAUCUAUGGAACGUAUACUUGUUGGGCUUGCUCGAUGUGGUGCAUGGGGAUGUUUUGAUGAAUUUAAUCGUUUGGAUGAAGGUACAUUAAGUUCAGUUUCAACACAAAUUCAAAAUAUUCAAACUGCAAUUGUAAACAAAGCAACAACAAUAACUGUCCAAGAUUCUGAGGUAGAAAUUAAUCCAUACUGUGCUAUUUUCGUUACUUUAAAUCCAGCUGGUGCUGGAUAUGGAGCUCGAAAUAAACUGCCAAAUAAUUUAAAACAAUUAUUUAGACCAGUUGUUAUGACUGUCCCUGAUCAAAUUCAAAUUGCACGUGUACUAUUGUUCGUGGAUGGCUACCAACAUUCUGAUGUUUUAUCAAAGAAAAUUUGUGAAUUGUUUCAAUUGUCGUGUGAUAUUCUACCAAAAAAACAACAUUAUGAUUGGGGUUUACGAGCAUUAAAAACUGUACUAAAAACAUGCGGUGAUAUUCGUCAACGAACAAAGGCUAAAACUAAAGAUUCAAAUGCAUCAUCAACAUUGUUGGAUGAAAUGGCAUGCAUUGUUGAAGCUAUCAAAUUGAAUGUGUUAUCAAAAUUGAGCUCAACUGAUCGAAUCAAGUUUGAAAUUCUUAUUGAAGAUGUAUUCCCAUUGGAACAUCACAAUAAUGAUGCAUAUAAUGAAUUAAAACUACAAUUAAUUCAAUCAUUCCAACAAUUAAAACUCCAAGUUAAUGAUGAGCAAAUUACCAAAUGUAUAGAAUUGUAUGAACAACUUAAACAACGAAUGGGUGUCGUUAUUCUGGGCCCUCCGAGUUCUGGAAAAAGUGUUAUUCGUAAGGCUUUAUUACACGCAUUAACUAGUAUGAAGAAAACUGUUAAAGAGUAUGUGGUAAAUCCGAAAGCAAUGAGUCGAUAUCAAUUAUUGGGUAAAGUCGAUACUGAAACACGACAAUGGACUGGUGGAGUAUUAACAUCGUACGCGUUACAGGCUUGUAACGAGCCAUUAGAUGUCUGGAGUUGGAUGGUAUGUGAUGGAGAUAUCGAUCCAGAAUGGAUAGAAGCACUUAACUCAGUAUUGGAUGAUAAUCGCUUAUUAACGUUACCAUCUGGUUGGCGAAUACAAUUUCAGCCUAAUGUUAAUUUUAUAUUUGAAACACAUGAUCUGAGUCACGCAUCUCCAGCCACUGUAUCAAGAAUGGGAAUUAUUUCAUUAAGUGAAGACAGUGUUGACAUUAAGAGUUUAAUUCAAUCAUAUAUAUUGAGAUGGUCUGAAGAACAAAAACUAAAUUUAGCACAAUUUAUGGAUGAUUACCUUUAUAAAGCAAUUGAUUGGAUUAUUGACGAAGGUGUGCUUGCAUUAAAAUGUUCAAAAAUUGGAAUUAUACUAAAUGGUUUAACUCAAAUUUGUAAUGCAACAACAAAGGCACAAUUUGUAGUUGGAUUAAUUUCCGGAUUAGGCAGUCUACUUACAUACGAAAGUCGAGAAUCAUUUGUGAAAAUGAUAUUAGAGUUAUCGAAUGAAUUCGUUAGUUCAGCAACACCGUAUUUAUAUUACGAUGAACGUCGUGAUUGUAUUGAAAAUUAUUCGUAUACUGAUUCAACAAUUGAUAUGCCCAAUACACUACAAUUACCAUUAAUUUUAACAAACAAUGUCCAACAUGCAUUACAUACAAUCAAUGAAUGGAUUAGUGACACACAUCAAAUUCAACAUUUCUUAUUGGUUGGACCUCAUGGCUCAGCCAAAAACUUAAUUUUAAAGCAAUUAAUUGCUAACAGAAAUGACAGGGAAAUGAUAACAAUUUACUGUAGUCAAAAUUUAAGGCCAGAAUAUGUAGUACAAAAAAUAUCACAAUACUGUAUAACCGUGAGUAGUAAUAGAGGAGGUCGUAUAUUUCGACCAAAAAAAGGUAAAUUAAUUUUACACUUUAAAGGAUUGGAUUGUUUACGUUGUGAUUCAUGGGGUACCAAUAUUUUAAUAUCGUUUUUACACCAGGUUGGUUACACAUUCAAAAUUCCAUUCGCGUCCAAAUCAAAUGUAACUUCAAUUUUAGGAACACCUCGUGGAGCUGGUGGUAUUCCAGUUAAAUCAAAUGUUCCUAUAUGGCAACAAGGAAAAGUGGAAAUUAUUGCAAACGAUCAAGGAAAUCGAACAACACCAUCGUAUGUGGCCUUCAGUGACACAGAACGAUUAAUUGGGGAUGCAGCAAAAAAUCAAGUUGCAAUGAAUCCACAAAAUACUGUCUUUGAUGCAAAACGUUUAAUCGGUCGAAAAUUUGAUGAUCCAAAAAUACAAGCGGAUAUGAAACAUUGGCCUUUCAAAGUUAUCAAUGAUUGUAGUAAACCUAAAAUUCAAGUAGAAUUCAAAGGGGAACAGAAACGAUUUGCACCUGAAGAAAUUAGUUCAAUGGUCUUAACAAAAAUGAAACAAACAGCAGAAGCUUAUUUAGGUCAAGAAGUCCGCGACGCUGUUAUCACUGUGCCAGCUUACUUUAAUGAUUCUCAACGUCAAGCUACCAAAGAUGCUGGAGCAAUUGCUGGGUUGAAUGUACUCCGAAUAAUAAAUGAACCGACAGCAGCAGCAUUAGCCUACGGUUUGGAUAAGAACUUGAAGGGUGAACGAAAUGUGCUAAUAUUUGAUUUAGGCGGUGGCACCUUCGAUGUAUCAAUUUUAACAAUCGACGAGGGUUCAUUAUUUGAAGUACGAUCUACCGCUGGCGACACACAUUUAGGCGGAGAAGAUUUUGACAAUCGUCUGGUGAAUCAUCUGGCUGAAGAAUUUAAACGGAAAUUUAGAAAGGAUUUACGUAGUAAUCCACGAGCACUACGGCGUUUACGAACAGCAGCUGAACGAGCAAAACGAACACUGUCUUCAAGUACGGAAGCAACAAUAGAAAUUGAUGCCUUAUUUGAAGGUAUUGAUUUCUACACGAAAAUAUCAAGAGCUCGUUUCGAAGAACUUUGUUCCGACUUGUUCCGUGGCACCUUGCAACCAGUUGAAAAAGCUUUAGCUGAUGCCAAACUAGACAAAGGAGCAAUACACGAUGUUGUCUUGGUUGGUGGAUCAACACGCAUUCCCAAAAUACAAUCGUUACUACAAAACUAUUUCUGUGGUAAACCAUUAAACUUGUCAAUUAAUCCAGACGAAGCUGUAGCCUACGGUGCAGCUGUUCAAGCAGCAAUUUUAAGUGGAGCGUCAGACACGAAGAUUCAAGAUGUGCUGUUAGUUGACGUGACACCAUUAUCUUUAGGAAUAGAAACUGCUGGUGGCGUAAUGACUAAAAUAAUUGAACGGAAUGCACGAAUCCCUUGCAAACAAACACAAACAUUUACGACGUACUCAGAUAAUCAACCAGCUGUUACCAUUCAAGUGUUUGAAGGCGAACGUGCAAUGACCAAAGACAACAACUUACUAGGAACAUUUGAUUUAACUGGAAUACCACCAGCUCCACGAGGUGUUCCUAAAAUUGAAGUUACAUUUGAUUUGGACGCGAAUGGAAUUUUGAAUGUGUCUGCAAAAGAUAACAGCAGUGGUAAUUCAAAGAACAUCACAAUAAGAAAUGACAAAGGGCGUUUAUCACAGAAAGAUAUUGAUCGCAUGUUAGCUGAAGCUGAAAAAUACAAAGAAGAGGAUGAACGUCAACGUGAAGUGAUUGCAGCUAGAAAUCAAUUAGAAGGCUACAUAUUUAAUUUGAAAGCAGCUGUAGAAGAUGCUGGUGAUAAAUUAGAGGCAGGUGAUAAGGAGAAAGUCAAAUCGGAAUGUGAUUCUGCCUUACAGUGGUUAGAUAACAAUCGUUUGGCGGAUAAAUCAGAAAUUGAAUAUCGUUUGAAAGAGUUAACAAGAACAUGCAGUCCGAUUAUGACUAAAUUGCACGGAGGAGCAUCAUCACAACAAAUGCCAUCAGGACCAGGUGGUAGUUAUCCUAAUGCUGGUGCAAGCUGUGGUCAACAAUACCGUGGUGGUUUUGGAGGACAACAUCAAGGACCAACAAUUGAAGAAUUAAUUAAUUAUAAUGGAGUAUUUGAUAAAAAUUUGGAAUGGAUUGGAUUAGAGAAUAUUCUCAUAGUUGGAACAUUAAAUCGUACCACUACGUUAUCUGCAAGAUUUACUUCCAUAGUUCAGAAUAGUUCUGUUAGUAUCAAAUAUGAAAAUUUAGCAACAAUGAUUGUUGAAUUUUAUGAUGAAAUCCAAAAGAAAAUUGUGGAAAUUAAUCAACCGCAUUACGCAUUCAGUCCACAUGAUUUAACAAAUUGGUGUUACAAUUUAUUCAGAUACAAGAAUUUAUUAAAUGAGUCUUUCGAUGAAAGUUUCAUGGAGGCUGUUUGUUACGAAGCGAAAAGAAUAUUUAUAGAUAAAUUAGCAAAUGAGCCAGAAAGAAUUAAGAUAGAAGGCAUGUUAAAAAAAUAUUUAUCACAAGUUUGGCCAAAUGAUACCACAAUAGUAUCAAGAAUUGAAACUGUCUGCUUCAUUAGCGAUGAUAAUUCUAAUCGAAAUGAAAUUCCACUAUGGGGAACAUUAUUAACGAAAUUUAAUUUACAUGAUUGGAAAUUAAAUGUGGAAAAAUACGUUGAACGCUAUGAAAAUGAAAAUGGCCAUUGUAUUAAUUUACCGUUAUUUCACGAAUUAUUACAACUAAUAUCGAAAAUAAAUCGUAUUGUUACAAAACCCGGUGGAUCGAUUAUUUUAGCAGGCCGUACUGGUGUUGGGCGAAAAACAGCUGUAAAAAUAGCUGCAUAUAUGCAAGGAGCUCGCUGUAUUUUUAUUUCUGAUAAUGUUCAACAAUUCAAAAUAGACAUGAAAUCAGCAAUGCAGACAGCUGGAAUUGAAAGAGAACCAACCUUUCUCCUUCUAGAAGAACAUAUACUGAAAUGCUCGUUUGUUAAGAGUAUUUUAAAUACACUCAUUUCAACAGGCGAGGCAAUAGAUUUAUAUACAACAACAGAAUUAGAAACAAUUGUGUCCGGAUUACGAGAACAAUUAGAGCAAGAUGGUUUUGAAGGUUCCCUAACAGAAUAUUUUCACCACAGGGUCAACGAGCAGUUGCAUAUUAUUGUAACACUAGAUGUUACCAACGAAGAUUUUAUAAAAGUAUACGAUGAGUAUCCAGAACUAUUAUCAAAAUGCUCAACCAUUUGGAUCGAUUCUUGGUCACUUACAACAAUGCAAGAUAUGCCUCAUCUAAUUAUUAGCAUGAAACGACAGGAAAAUAUUGACUAUACAAUGAUCGAAGCUCCAAGUGGAUUUGAAAUCAUUCAUUUAAAUGCACCAAGUGAUAUCCAAACACCAGGAAGAUUUAUAACAUUUAUCAACACAUACUUAAAAAUCCUUUAUAAAAAAAAGAAAAUGAUUUUAGAAAAAGGUGAUAAGCUUAAGGCUGGUGUUUCGAAAUUAGUUGAUGCAAAACAAUUAGUAGAAUCGCUGAAAAUAGAGGCUCAAGAACGUGAGAAAGAACUAGCUGAGCGACAAGCUAAAGCUAAUGAAGCAUUGGAAAAAAUUACGACGACAAUGAAAAAUGCUCAUUCACAUAAAGACGAACUUCAAUCGCUGAAAGAGAAAAGAGAAGAUGAAAAUAAAUCAAUUAUGCAAAGGAAAAAAGCUAUUGAACUUGAAUUAGCGGAAGUAGAACCUUUAAUUCAAGAAGCACGAGCUGCUGUUGGAAAUAUUCGCUCAGAAUCUUUAUAUGAGAUUCGAUCUCUGCGAGCCCCACCUGAUGUUAUACGAGAUAUUUUAGAAGGUGUCUUACGUUUAAUGGGAAUUUUAGACACUUCAUGGAAUAGUAUGAAAACAUUCCUUGCUAAAAGAGGUGUUAAGGAAGAAAUAAGAUCAUUUGACGCUAGUUUCAUAAGCAGUGAAAAUCGCCAAGCAGUUGAAAAACUGCUAAAUGCUAGAAAAGAAUCCUUCGAACCUAAAAACGCUAAACGUGCCUCAGUAGCUGCUGCUCCUUUAGCAGCUUGGGUUAAUGCUAACGUUAAGUAUGCCAGAGUAUUAGAAAAAAUACGCCCUUUGGAAAAGGAACAACAACAACUUCAAAGAAAUUUACAAGCUGCGGAAGAACAAAUAGUUAAUCUUAGCUCCGAUCUGACAGAUGUUGAUGCAACUGUAGCCAAACUCAAAGUUCAAUUGAACAAUUAUAGUCGCGAAGCUGCGGAAACUGAAGUGAAACUUAAGGCAGCUACAGAAACAUUGACAUCUUCCCAAGGAUUGGUAUCGAAAUUGGACGACGAGUUUAAUCGAUGGCAAGAACAGUUAGCAGAUAUUUCCAAAGAAAUAAAUAUAAUUCCAAUUAAAACAUUAUUGGCUGCAGCUUUUGUAAUAUAUUUAUCAAACGAAACGGAAAGUCAACGCAAGCAAUAUCUACAAAAUUGGCAAAAAGAAUUUCAAUUUAAUCAAGCUUUUUCAAUUGAAGAAUUUCUAAGUACAGAAAAAGAACAACUGCAAUGGCAAUCUGAAAAUUUACCACUUGAUAAACUGUCUGUACAAAAUGCUAUUAUUAUGCAAGAGACCUGGUUAUAUUCAUUAUUAAUUGAUCCAUCAUCAGUGGCUGUAGAAUGGUUAAAGAAUCAUUUCAGAUCUAAAUCAGUUGAAAUCACAAACCAAGAGAAUCCAAGAUUUUUAUCAACCUUAGAAUUAUCAAUAAGAUUUGGAAAAAUAUUAAUUAUUGAAGAAGUUAAUUCAAUUCAUCCUGUUUUAUAUUCAAUAUUACGCAAGAAUUUCGUUCAGCAAGGAUCACGCAAAUUAAUUGCUUUAUCAGGACGUCUUAUUGAUUUUCAUAAUGAUUUUAAAUUAUUUUUUGCCAGUCGCAAUCCAUCUUUAAGCAUCACAUCAGCUAUUUCAUCAUUUUUAUCAAUUAUUAAUUUCACUACAACCUUAUCAGGCCUUUCUGGCCAAUUAAUUGUUAGUACUUUACAACAAGAAAGGCCAGACUUAGAAACAAAUCGCCGAGAACUAUCGCAGAAAAAAGAAACUCUACAAAUUAAAUUAGAAGUACUUCAAGAUAAUCUACUAGAAGAUCUAGCUAAUGCCCAUGGAGAUAUUUUGGAAAAUAAGGAACUUUUAAUGUCAUUAAACGAGACUAAAUUGAAUAGCGCUGACGUAACAAGGGCAUUAAAAGAAUCAGCAAAUCUUCACCAGCAAUUAUCAAAUGAAUGUGAUGUUUACAAACCUUUAGCAGAUUUUGGAAGUAAUUUAUACUUUGCAAUAUUAGAAAUUAAUCGUUUUAAUCCACUGUACCAAUUAUCAGUAUCGACGUACAAAAAGCUAUUCUUAAAAAUUUUACAAUCAUUACAGGUCGAUGAAAUGAGUAAUAUUGAUAAAAAUCGGCGAUUUUUACAAUUGGUGUACCAAUACGUUGCACGUGGUUUAUUUAAAGAUGACCGUCUAUUAUUUGCUUUACAUUUAGCUCAUAAAAUGAUACCUCAAGAAAUUCCAGAUGAUGAAUGGGAAUUAUUUACUAGACAAGAGACAGCCAUAGGAAAAUUGAAUGUUGCACAUGCAAAAGAUCAUGUACCUAAUUGGUUGCCAGAUAAUCGAGUACAAGAAGUAUUCUUACUUCAGGUUGCUCUUCCAAAUCUAUAUUCAAGUCUAAGAUUGGAAGAUUCUGCAUCAUGGUCAAAAUUUAUGGAACACACUGAUUGUGAAAAUAACAUUCCAUCUGAUUUAUCACAUAAAUUAACAAUGUUUCAGCAACUAUUGGUUGUUCAAGCUCUACGCCCAGAUCGAAUAUUUUCAGCAGUUUCCAAAUGUGCAGCAAAACUAAUAGGAUUACGAAAUCUGAAUCAAUCCAUAAUAAAUCUUUCACAAAUUUGUAAUGAAGCAACUGAAACUGAACCAAUACUUUUAAUAUCAUCCGGAGGAAUUGAUCCAUCAUUAGAAAUACGAGAGUUAGCUGAAAAAAAUAUGCCAAACAAGUUUAUAGAGAUUUCAAUGAGUAAUGGUGAAACAUCAUCUGCAAUUUUAGCCUUAUCUAAAGCCAGCUCAGAAGGAUAUUGGCUAUGUUUAAAAAAUCUGCAUCUUGUGAUUGAAUGGUUACCAAUUUUAUGUCAAAAAAUAAAGGAAAUCACAACAUUCCAUUCAAAUUUUCGACUGUGGCUAACCACUGAAUCACAUCCAAAUUUUUCUCCCGUUUUGUCCCAAUCUAGUAUACACAUCGCUUAUGAGGCGCCACAAGGAGUAAAACAGAACCUACUACGAAUAUACGACCAAUGGUUAAAUAAUCCAAAAAUAAUAGUUCAGAAGGAACAAUCACAACAACAAUUACAAAAUCGAAUUCUCUUUUCUUUAGCUUGUAUCCAUGCUAUUGUUCAAGAGAGAAGAAAUUUCAUUCCUCAAGGAUGGUCAACGUAUUAUGAGUUUAACAAUGGAGACUUGUCAACAGCUCAACAAUUAAUUUUGCAUAUCUUAAAGCAUUCUGGUAUAAAUAUUGAAUGGCCAGUUAUUCGAGGAUUAACAUCAACUGCUGUUUAUGGAGGUAAAAUCGAUAGUCAACAAGAUGAUCGUGUACUACAAACGUAUAUGCAACAAUAUCUUAAUGAAAAUAUUUUGAGUCAUUUAUGGAAACCUUUAGAUUUAUCAGGAGUACCACAUGGAAAUAUUCAAGAAUAUAUCACCUUUAUCGGAAAAUUGUCGGACGUGGAUAUACCUUCAUACUUUGGUUUACCAGAUAAUAUUCAUCGAAUUUGGGAAAUAAAUGCAGGUGCAACGAUAGUGUCCCAGUUAAAAAUUUUAGCACUUUCUAAUCUAAUUUCGAAUAAAUUUAAUAUUUCAAUAUGGCAAUCGAAACUAUCACCACUUUUAAAUUUGUGGAAGAAAUUAAAUCAAAAUCAUGAUUGGAUUCAUACUAAAAUUACAAAUAUAAAAUUAAUUGACAAUGCUGUCAAACCUUUUGAUUAUUACGUUCAAAACGAGUAUACUUUCUCACUAAAUUUAAUGCAAUUCAUUCAUAAAUGUUUAAUUGACAUUAGUAAAGUCCUAAGGAAUGUUAUUCUACCAAGUAAUGAUUUAUUAAAUAUUGGAAAUUGUUUAAUUAAUGGCAAGGUACCAGAUUCAUGGCUUAAAGAAUGGGAAGGACCUUUGGAACCAUUUGCAUACAUCAGAGCUGUAAUAAAAAGGGUGGACCACAUUAUAAAAUGGAAAGAUGAUAUUGAAAAAUUAGAUAUAUUUAAUACGCCAAUUGAUUUAGCAAAUUUAUUCCACCCAGAAACAUUUUUAGCUACAUUAAAAGAAUAUACUGCAAAGAAAAAGCAAAUUACUACUGAAAAUCUACGAUUAUCUUGUGAUUGGAGUGAAACUAAAACAAAUGCACUAUCAGUAACAAUUCAAAAUUUGCAAUUAGAAGGUGGCACAUUCAAUCGAAAUAUUUUGUCAUUUUGCAAACCUGACUCGCCUAGUGUAUGUACUGCAAUUAAUUUUCAAAUCGAAUGGAUUUUAGAAAAUGAAGACUUUUCAUCUGGAAAUUUAUUGCAAAUCCCUUUGUACUAUUCUAUUACAAGACAAAGACAUUUAGCGAAUCUGUACAUCCCAGUUAAUGAUUCGAUAAACACAUGGAUACAAACGGGAGUGGCAUUCCAUUUACGAUAAAAGAAAAGAAAAAAGCAGGAACUUCACACAAAU
Messenger RNA from Chrysoperla carnea, 14481 nucleotides. RefSeq names its product cytoplasmic dynein 2 heavy chain 1 (gene btv). Gene Ontology annotation, cellular component: dynein complex. The transcript has 65 exons. Gene Ontology annotation, biological process: microtubule-based movement. Lineage: Eukaryota; Metazoa; Arthropoda; Insecta; Neuroptera; Chrysopidae. The record is from RefSeq and is a predicted model, not a curated record. Gene Ontology annotation, molecular function: ATP binding; ATP-dependent protein folding chaperone; dynein intermediate chain binding. Bases 1 to 14448 code for a protein of 4815 amino acids.